Messenger RNA from Macroventuria anomochaeta, 1191 nucleotides. RefSeq lists its product as uncharacterized. Lineage: Eukaryota; Fungi; Ascomycota; Dothideomycetes; Pleosporales; Didymellaceae. Bases 317 to 1036 code for a protein of 239 amino acids. The record is from RefSeq and is a predicted model, not a curated record. The transcript has a single exon.
GUCAGGUACCACAUCUCCAGGUACGAUUCGACAGCUGACAACAUGCAGCACUUCACAUUGGACGUUACCCGGAAAGUGCUGGUACCUCGCACUUCAUUGCCAAGAGCUGCCCCUCACUGCAUCACGGCAUGCUGCAUGCCAGGACGUAACGACGCCGGAGUGGCUGUCCGCUCCGCCGUUUUGUGGAUCUAUAAAACGCCUUCAUCGUCUUCAGGAAGACACCAUGCCUGAGCUGGCUGGUACUUCCGAUCUUGACCCAUACUGCUAGUUCAUCUACCUACCACGUGGCUUUGCACCGAACGUAUAAGUACCAGUCAUGCUGUCUUCCUUCUUGUUUCGUACCUCCCAUCUCCUCACCCUCCUACCAUACCUGUUAUCAGUGACCGCAGCAAUGGCAUCCACGACCAACACCACAACAAUCAAGCUCGAGCCCUUCACCCUCUCCUCCCCACCCGGCACAGACAUCUGGCGCAAAGCCCCCUCGCACAACGCAUUCAACGCACCAACCCACCCCUCCCCGCUCCCCACCCACAAACUCUCCUCCUUCCAGCGCGCACGCUUGACUUUCUCUCUCCCGCCCGGCACCCAGCUCCGCCAGUACGACCAAGCCGGCCUACUCCUGCACCUCACCAAACCCGGCAUCCCGGACGAAAAAACCAAGUGGCUGAAGACGGGCAUCGAGUGGUACUACUCCAAACCGUACAUAAGUACCGUCGGGUGCGAUGCCUGGGCUGACUGGAGCGUUGUCCCCAUCCCCUCCUACACAAGCAACUCCUCCAGGCCUUCAGCGACGAUCGAAGCCAGGCGCGAAAAGGACGUUUUGGGAAAAAGCCUUUGGGUCUACUGGAUUAUCAAAAGGGAGGAUGGGACAGAAGAGCGCAUUCCGCUUCGAGAAGUAAACUGGUUCUUCGCCGAAGAGGAGGGGUGGAGUGUGGGUGUUGGUGGCUAUGUGGCCAGGCCUACGAAAGACGGGGGUGAUGAGGAGCUGGGUGUUGAGUUUGCUGAGGGGGUGGAGGUAGAGGUGCUGGACUGUUGAGUUGCGGAUCUGGAACAGCCAAUCCACCGUGAUAAUCAUCGUGGCAAUGGAAUGUGCAGAUCAUAAUGAGGUUCUUAUUCCAUACCCGAGUUUACGUCGAAGAGAGCUGUAGCACUUUGCCAAUAAAAUCAUACCAUGUCAAAUGGUUCGUCAAC